Messenger RNA from Echinostoma caproni, 813 nucleotides. The record is from the annotation of a GenBank genome assembly. NCBI's taxonomy places the organism in Eukaryota, Metazoa, Platyhelminthes, Trematoda, Plagiorchiida, Echinostomatidae.
AUGAAACAGACUAUUGCAGAAGGCAGUGAGACCGAAGUCGAACAGUCCGAAGUCUCCCGGAAGUCGAAACCCAAGACUCGUUUAAAAUUGCUGCGAAACUAUGAUUUUCGUUUGGUCAGCAAGUUCCGUCACGCGCGACGUGCAACCGUGGGCGGUGGUGCAAGGAACGCGCGCAGUAUGUUUGUACGCGCGUUUCGAGACACCUUCGGACACAUGCGUGGCAGAAAAUCACGACCCGUGAAGCCGCGUCAUUGGCGAACCAGGCGAACUCAGCUAGGAUCCGAUUCGGAUCAACUCAAUGUGGGACCGUCUUGGCCUGAUCGAACCGUCAGCAUGAAACCACCCGAGUUAAUUGUGACCAUGAGUCGUGAAGGUUCGGAACAAUCAGACUUAGAAGAGGAGUAUAAUCGAGACUCUGAGCGAACCAUCUGUGAGGUUAUGACGGAUGAUCGUGGAACUGGUCGUGAUUUUCUGAGUUCUACCGGAGAUGAGAAGGAAGAAGAACAAAAGGCAGUCUUGUUGCAUGGCUUUUCGGACAGCGCGGCCAAACCGUCUACGGGGUCAUUGCGGCAUGACAAUAACGACUCAUUAUUUGACUGUGAUUUCAUUAGUGUCACAAGACAGACAGACGCAGACUCCUCAACCUCCAUUCCAGUAUCCCCGGUGCCCCAGCAACCAAGUGUAGAAACAAAUAUUCUGUCUCGUGAAUAUGGCAGCGUUGCGUCGAUCGGGGCCUGUUGUGAGCUGAAUUUAACACCAACCGGUACGAGGCGUAGAUCACAGCAUAGAAAGUCGAUUAGCACGGAACUUUAA